UGCAAUCUGUAAAGGGCGAUCAGAUUUAUUUCCUGAUAAAAUUUAUUUAUUUGAAAAAUUGAGGAUUCUGUAGUUUGGUUUUGCACUUCUAGUUGAUUUCAGAAGCUUAAUCAUAAUGGGCCCCAUAGAUGGUUGCCGAUUGUGCUUCGAUUCGUUUGCAGAAAAUGUUUGUUCCAUAGAAAGUCCUCAGCUGCAGGAACAGAUGAGUCGGGUGUUCAAUUUUCCGGUGGAAACUAAAGAAGGCUGGUCCAGUAACGUCUGCCAGAGCUGUUCCUACACCAUAUCAGAGUUUUACAUUUACUCGGAGAAGGUCCGUAAGAACCAGAAUCUGUUGAGCACAGACUCAUUGGAUAUCGAUCCAGACGAUAGCGAUAAGAAAACAGUUCUGGUUAAAAUCGAUGACUCUGAAACCGCCGAUGCCGAUGAACCUAUGGUAGAGAUUGUUAAUUUAAAAAAAGAAUCCGAAGACACAAUCGAUGUUGAAAAUUUGGAAGUUUUUGAUGACGUUGAUCGGGCAUCACUGAGUGAGGGUGAAGUUUCCGAGGAAGAGUAUAAACCACCAAAGAAAACCAGGAAAAGACGAGGGCCACGGAUAAAGGAAGAUAAAGAAACGCCAUCGACGAAGAUCGCCCAAAACAAAGCUAAAUUGAAGUUCGAACGAGAACAAAAAGAUCUACAGAUACAGGCUUUUUACCGAAUGACAUGUGCCGUGUGUAGCAGUGAGUAUUCUGAUUUUAUUUCUCUAAACUCACAUUUUCGGGCGUCCCAUGGACGAAACACCUAUGUGGUUUGUUGCAAUAGGAAGCUCAUCGGGAGAAGGUAUAUGUUGGAGCACCUUGAGUUGCACAGAGAUCCGACGGCGUUCAGCUGUAACUUAUGUAAAAAAAGCUUCAAAAGCAAAGAAUAUCUCAACACGCAUCAAAUCAAAGCUCACGGUACGGAGGAUCAACGUCCGUACAAAUGCGACCGAUGUACACAAUCGUUUUCUAAGCAAUUCUUGCUCAAAACACAUUUGGCUACUCACGAGAAAGCUGAAUGCACUCUUUGCAAGAAGGUUCUUUCGAGUAAAUCAGCCUUGGCGGUGCACAUCCUUAACAUGCAUGGAGAGCGUGAUCGAAAGCUUAUCUGCGACAGUUGCGGGCAGGAAUUCUUGAACAAGUUGAGCUUUGAGAGGCACAUCAAAGAACAACACUUGGGGAUCGAAGUUCUGAAGAAGAAGCAGUGUCACCUGUGUCAGAAAUGGUUAAUGGGGGAGCGCGGCCUUAAAUUCCACCUACAGAUUCACGCAGACAAAGGGAAAGACCACAUAUGCGAUGUCUGUAACCAGAACUAUCCCAGUUCGAUAGCUCUGUAUAGGCACAAAAAGCGCGUGCACAUCGAAGAGAAGUUGGAGUGCGAAUUUUGCGGUCGUAAAUUCAAACAAGCGUACGCUUUAAGAGAACAUCGUGCAAUACAUACGGGCGAAGUGCUGUACUCUUGUGAAGUGUGUUGUGCAACGACCAAUUCUCGAGCCAACUAUUAUGUUCACUUUAAGAAAAAUCACCCGGUAGAGUGGAUGAAUAAGAGAAAAAAGGCAGCGGAAGCUAAUGCACCUAUAAACAAACGGUCAUUCCCAGUGGGACCUACGACUUCAAAUUUUGGAUUAUAGGGAAAGGGUAGCUUAUGGUAGGUUAAAAUAUAUAGCUAUGAUCAAAACAUGAAUAAAACGGAUAACAGUUCGAAUAAUUUCUAACUCAGUCUCAAACGAGAUUGUUACACAAGAACGAUGCUAUACAAAAUCACAGUUCGAGAUAUUUUUUUAUCAAAUAGCCUUUUGAUGCUUAAUCAAAUAACUUUGUUUCGUUUCGUUCUAUGAUUCGAGAACAAGCAUAAAGGAUUGUUCGAAUAGUUUCAGAGUAUGAAAUAUUGUCGCUUCAAAGGUACGUAUUUUGAAACACUAUUUAAUAAAACUUACCCUAAGAAUCCUUCAAGUUUGUCGGCACAUUUGCCUCUGCCGCUAACCGUUUUUUCUCCGCCCAUUCCAUUGGAUGAUUCUUCUUGACGUGAGUGUAGAGAUUUGCCUUAGAAUUCAUGGAUACGCCGCAAUAGUCACAGGAAUAUAAACGUUCGCCCGUGUGAAUCGUACGAUGUUCCUAAUGAAAAGAAUAGCAAAAAGUUUAAGUUUCAUUUGCGAAUGUAAUGGUAAAGAUGAACAGACCUUUAAGUUCGAUGCUCGUUUGAACUUUUUCCCGCAAAAUUCACAUUCAAAUUUUUUCUCUACAUGAACUGCUUUCUUGUGAAUAACUACUGCUCGCGGGUUGGGAUAGUGCUGGUUACAAAUAUCACAAACAUUUGCUUCAUCGCCUUCGUAAUGCGUAAACUUUAUGUGAUUCUUCAGAACCCUCUCCCCUUUCAGCCACUUUUGGCAAAUAUGACACUGUACUUUUUUCACCACUUCGAUGCCGAGGUGUUCUUGGCAGUGUCGCUCGAAGCUCUGCUUAUUGAGAAACUCUUGCCCACAGGUGUCACAAAUCAACCGUCGAUCGAUAUCACUAUGCUUAUUAUGGAUAUGAGCGGCAAGUGCAACUUUAUUGGCUAGCAUCCGCUCACAAUGGGGACACUGAACCUUUUCGUGGGUACUCUCAUGGGCCCGCAACAAACAGCCUUUCGAAAAGGCCUGAGGACAUAUUUUGCAUUUGUAGAUCAAAUCUUCUGGGCGGGCGUGUUUAAGAAGCUGGUGCAUACGAAGACUUUUGAAGCUUUUGUUGCAUAUUUCACAGAGGAAGCCCAUCGGAUUGUUGUGCAAAUGCAUGUGUUCUCGCAGAUGGCACCAUCUGAUCAACUUUUUCUGACAACACAUCAGAUACCCACGGACCUGAUGUUGCAGUCUGAAGUGAGCAAGCAAAGCAUUAUAGUCUUCGGCCAGGUGAUCACAUAUAUCACAAGCCAUACGAUAAAAUUCAUGAAUCAACCGAUCUUCUUUUUCCUGUUCCUCCUUUGACAAAUUCGAUGGCCCCGUCUUAGCUGGCUUUUUCUCCGAUUUCAGUUUUUCUUCCUUAGGAACUUUAGUGCUGAAAAGAUCAUAAUUAUUAUUAUUCAAGUUUUACUUAUCAAGCUACAAUCACAUUACCCUCGUUUGGUAUACUUCCUCUUUUUGGGAGGCUGAUAAUCCGACUCCGAUGAAUAAUCAUCUUGAACAUCUACAGCGAAAAGAUCUUCCCCGAUGUUAUUUUCCUCCUUGCAAUCGUUUUCCGAAACCGCCGAUGAUUCUUCCUCCUUUGGCUCCUUGAAGUCCUUUUCCUCCGUACAAUCGAUCUGACUUUCAGUCAGCUUUACCUCAAGCGGUUCAGCUUUAAUUUCCCUCAGUGCUUCGAAGUUGAUGAAAGCUAAGUUUUCCUGGUUCUGUCGUACCUUUUCAGCAUAGCAAUAAAAUUCGUCUAUAAUGUUGGUACAGUUAUUACACACAUUGUCUGUUAAACCUUCCGUGGGCUCAACCUAAGAGUAUAAAAAGAUAAAUAAAUACAAGUAAUUGUCGCCUUUUUAGACAAAAUAAUAUAAAAUUUAUCAUCAAUUGAUACUCACCGGAAAAUAGAACACUUUCCUCAAUCGCUCCUGUAGAGAGAGGUUCUGGAUUGUAUCAUUGGUAACGCCAAGUACGUCCAAACACAAACGACAUCCGUUGGCAUCGUUUUGUUCUGAUUCCAUCUUCCCGGUGUUUGUUGCACUAGUAUUUUUUUAUACUCGGUAACAUUAGGUUUAAUAAAAUAGUAAUAAACCUUAAAUUUCAAUCAGAUUAUUGAAAAAACAGACGCUCUUGCGAGUGAAAUUGACAG
Molecule: messenger RNA, 3812 nt
Organism: Uranotaenia lowii
Lineage: Eukaryota; Metazoa; Arthropoda; Insecta; Diptera; Culicidae
Product: transcription factor grauzone-like
Exons: 3
Coding region: 116-1648 (510 amino acids)
Cellular component (GO): nucleus
Molecular function (GO): DNA-binding transcription factor activity; zinc ion binding
Source: RefSeq, a predicted model, not a curated record